This is a messenger RNA of Gadus morhua (Atlantic cod), 981 nucleotides long. RefSeq names its product bromodomain-containing protein DDB_G0280777. NCBI's taxonomy places the organism in Eukaryota, Metazoa, Chordata, Actinopteri, Gadiformes, Gadidae. The transcript has 6 exons. The record is from RefSeq and is a predicted model, not a curated record. The annotation marks the transcript as partial.
AUGCAGUCAAGUACCCAGCAGGUGCAACAACUACAUCAGCAGCUCAAACAACACACUUCCGGUGGCAACUACCACAACCAUGGUUGUAGGCUCAACAACCACAUCUCCAGGUCCAACAACCACAACAGUGGCUCCAACAACCACAACCCCGGGUCCAACUACAACAACCGCAGGUCCAACCACCACAACCGCAGCGCCUCCAACCACCCCAACAGCGCCUCCAACGACCACAACAGCGCCUCCAACGACCACAACAUCGGCUCCAACGACCACAACAGCAGCUCCAACGACCACAACCGCAGGUCCAACCACCACAACACAGGUCCAAACACCCACAACAGCAGGUCCAACAACCACUACAGCAGCUCCAACGACCACAACAGCGCCUCCAACGACCACAACAGCGCCUCCAACGACCACAACAGCGCUCCAACGACCACAACACAACCACAACAGCGCCUCCAACAACCACAACAGCGGCUCCAACAACCACAACAGCAGCUCCAACAACCACAACAGCGCCUCCAACAACCACAACAGCAGCUCCAACAACCACAACAGCAGCUCCAACAACCACAACAGCGCCUCCAACAACCACAACAGCGCCUCCAACAACCACAACAGCGGCUCCAACAACCACAACAGCGCCUCCAACAACCACAACAGCAGGUCCAACACCCACAACAGCAGGUCCAACAACCACUACAGCAGCUCCAACGACCACAACAGCGCCUCCAACGACCACAACAGCGCCUCCAACGACCACAACAGCGCCUCCAACGACCACAACAGCGCCUCCAACAACCACAACAUCGGCUCCAACAACCACAACAGCGGCUCCAACAACCACAACCGCAGGUCCAACAACCACAACUGCAGGUCCUACGACCACAACAGCAACCACAACAGCAGCUCCAACAACCACAACAGCGCCUCCAACAACCACAACAGCAGCUCCAACAACCACAACAGCAGCUCCAA